GCAUCAAUAGAGUAAGGAUCAAUUCACACGUACCACAACCACACCACAGCCACAACCACACCACAACGACGCCAUGUGGUCGGGCGUAUAUUUUGUAUUGAAAAUUAAUAUUACAAUUCACACGUACCACAUUUUGCCGUUGUUAUCGACCACCUGUGUAAUACGACCACAUCGCAACCACAUCGCGACGGCAACGCUACCACCGGCGGCGGCACCGCGGCCACAUCGCCACGACAUGACGUCAUCAACAGCGCGCGCCUAGCUGGCGCCUGCGCUCCCCCCUUUCAUUCUGCGUUGUACUGUGUUGCCGCGUGGUUGUGCGAAAAAUUAAAAUGUCCGACUCGGAGACUUUUGACACGGAUAUGUUUAUUGAGGAGAUUCGCAAUUUGCCAUGCAUUUGGGAUCAAAGGACAGAGGAGUAUUCCAAUCGCAUAUUAAAAAACAAAGCAUGGGAAACCCUUUGCAUGAAGUUUUAUGAAGAUUUUGAUAAUAAGGAAACAAAAGAAAAAAACCAGUGCGCUGCCAACUUACAAAGAAAAUGGAAAAGCUUAAGAGACUCUUUCAACAGAGACCUUAAAAAACAAAAUUCACAGAGAAGCGGUUCAGCAGGUAGUUCAAAGAGAUACUACUACUUUAGUCAAUUAUUAUUUUUAAAGCCAUUGUCUGAAAAUCGAAAUACAACAUCGUCUCUACCAGUACAAAACAAAGACGAUGACAUCGAACAAAUCGAUAAUGAAGACGAUAAUACUACUGAAACGAGUGACUCUGAAGUUUGGAAGAGACCAAAAAAUAUCCAAAGAAAAAAAGAUGAUGCAGAAUAUGGGUUAAUAAAAAAAAUAACAAGUCAUUUGAGCGAUCAAGUAACUGCACAUACAAGUAACUACACUACACAGGAACGUGACAAGUCCUGUGACAGUGAUAUGCAUUUUUUGCUAUCUUUAUACGAUAGAUUUAAGACCAUUCGUGAUGAUUGGAAACUGAAUGCUCAGAUAGAAAUAUUGAAUGUAAUUCAAAAAUAUCAUACACCUACAACUACACGUAAUGAUAAUUACAGUGAAUAUGGACAGGGGUAUACGACACAAGCGUACCAACCGUACGAACGACCAUCAACGUCUAGGUAUCGGCCGGAUAUGGAAACAGGCUCUCCACAGCUUCGCAAUUUGCGUACUGCAUCCACACCAAGAGAUAUUUCAGUACCAGAAUCUCCACUCAGCGUCUCUUCUCAGGCUUCAAACUAUAAUGAUCCGAUUAUAACGGAUAUUUUCGGAGAUUAACUGAUUAAUUACCUACUCUGUUGAUUUUUGAAUGACACAAUAAAUCAAAAUAUAUAAGUACGCUCUUUGUUUUCGCCUUCCUAUCCUCCCUACCACAGUUGCAAAGUAACUCAUUUGCAAAUUAACACAUCAAAUAAUAAAGGCCUGAGCAGACCGAAUGCGUGGCGUGUGCGUAACGUACAGUCAGCGCACAUCGACCUACGAAAAU
Molecule: messenger RNA, 1482 nt
Organism: Maniola jurtina (meadow brown)
Lineage: Eukaryota; Metazoa; Arthropoda; Insecta; Lepidoptera; Nymphalidae
Exons: 2
Coding region: 333-1274 (313 amino acids)
Biological process (GO): regulation of transcription by RNA polymerase II
Cellular component (GO): nucleus; transcription regulator complex
Molecular function (GO): DNA binding
Source: RefSeq, a predicted model, not a curated record